UGAGGCAUCAGUAUAUAUGUAGCCCUAGAUGCCAAUACUGCCCCAUCCUGACGCAUCAAGGAGCACUGUUUGUCCUUCUCCAGCUACCAUACAAGAAGAUGGCUCCCAAGAAAGCAAAGAAGAGGUCAGAAGGAGCCAACUCCAAUGUGUUUUCUAUGUUUGAACAGGCUCAGAUCCAGGAGUUUAAAGAAGCCUUCACUAUCAUGGACCAAAAUAGAGAUGGUUUCAUCGACAAAAAUGACCUGAGAGACACAUUUGCAGCUUUGGGUCGUUUAAAUGUGAAGCAAGAGGAGAUUGAUGAGAUGUUGAAGGAGGCUCCAGGGCCCAUCAACUUCACAGUGUUCCUCACCAUGUUUGGAGAGAAGCUAAAGGGUGCCGACGCAGAGGAGACCAUACUAAAUGCUUUUAAAGUAUUUGAUCCUGAAGGAAAGGGGACAUUGAAGAAGGACUUUGUGACACAGAUGUUAACCACUCAGGCCGACCGGUUCUCUCUUGAAGAGAUGGAGCAGAUGUUUGGAGCUUUCCCCCCAGAUGUUGCUGGGAAUUUGGACUACAACAACCUGGUCUACAUCAUCACACAUGGAGAGGAGAAAGAUCAGGAAUAGAUCCACUACACAUUGGUUGCUUGGCUAUGUUGUGGUCCUUUUCCUGUGCAUCAAUGCUGUUCAUCAGUGCCGUUCAUCAAUGUAUUUCCUGUGCAGGAAAUGUCUGAUGUGUUCAGGGAUGAACAUCUUGUAAAUAGUUAUUUGGACCCACAUGACUUCUGAUCACUGUUGAACCAUGCACUAUGGAAUGUGUGGAUAGAAUAUAUUCACAGUCUGGUUGUUGUCAGACUGGUUGUUGGGUAAGAUUAAAAAUAAACUGUUAAAUGUC
Messenger RNA from Hypomesus transpacificus, 873 nucleotides. RefSeq names its product myosin, light chain 2b, regulatory, cardiac, slow (gene myl2b). Gene Ontology annotation, cellular component: myofibril; cytoplasm. Bases 99 to 605 code for a protein of 168 amino acids. Gene Ontology annotation, biological process: cardiac muscle contraction; muscle cell fate specification; heart development. The record is from RefSeq and is a predicted model, not a curated record. The transcript has 7 exons. Lineage: Eukaryota; Metazoa; Chordata; Actinopteri; Osmeriformes; Osmeridae. Gene Ontology annotation, molecular function: calcium ion binding.